AUGCGUAAUGACGGCAAUACAGCAUGGACCACAGGGAUUGAACCAAGUGACGGGGUAAAAGGAGGGGGAAAAAACAUGGGAUGUGGAACAUCCAGAAGCUCCACCACCUACGUCGACUCCAUCCGCAAGUCUAAAAAAGGUUCUAUGGCACCAGCAGGAACAGCUUUCAAAUCUGCAGUCCUAAUCCAGCGCUGGUACCGUCGCUAUGUGGCCCAAAUGGAAGUGAGAAGGAGAUGCACUUGGAGUAUCUUUCAGUCAAUAGAAUACACUGGGGAGCAGGACCAGAACAAGCUUUAUGACUUCUUCAACUUUCUCAUGGAUCACUUCACCCCGGACAACAGCAAGCAAAGGGAUUUCAUCUGCCGUAUGUUCACUGAGGAGGAACAUUUCAAAGACACUGAGCUGGAGAAAUACUGUGACUAUGAAUCUAUUGAGGUACCAAAGGCUUACACAGGUCCCCGUCUAACAUUCCCAUUAAAGCCUAGUUGUGCAGCAGCCUUAGUAGAAGCCUUCAAACAGAAGCAACAGCUCCACGCGCAUUAUGUGUUACAUCUGUUACAUGAGACAAAGAAGCACCUCAAACAGCUGCCAAAUAUAAAACAGAUUACAAGCAGUUACAGCAAAGAGAUCACCGUAUGUGGGGACUUGCACGGCCGACUGGAUGAUUUGUUCUUGAUAUUUUACAAGAAUGGUCUCCCAUCACCAGAGAAGCCUUACGUAUUCAAUGGGGACUUUGUAGACAGAGGGAAGCAGUCCAUUGAGAUCCUGAUGAUCCUCUUUGCAUUCUUACUGGUUUAUCCUAAGGUCGUUCAUUUGAACAGGGGAAACCAUGAAGACUAUAUGGUCAACUUAAGGUAUGGAUUCACAAAAGAAGUGAUGAAAAAAUAUAAGGUUCAUGGAAAGAAAAUCCUGAAAAUGUUACAAAGUGUUUUCAGUUGGCUCCCAUUAGCAACUGUGAUUGAUCGAAAAAUCUUAAUUAUACACGGAGGAGUAUCUGAUUCUACAGACUUAGAGCUACUGUCUAAGAUCGAACGGCAUAAGUUUGCAUCUACUUUGCGGCCUCGAAAAAAGAAAGACAAGGCCAACAAGACAGAAGAAAAGCUUGCUCAGGAAAAAUGUACAAAUGGUGAAAACACUGUGUAUGUAGUGACAACAUGGCCGCAACCAAGAAGUGGUUCAUUCUCACACAGUGCCAGCCCAAGCCUCUUGCCCAACUAUAAGGGAAAACGGUCUGCCAGUAGUCCUACUACUAUGACCAUUGACAGGAAGGAGAUAUCCAAACGUGUACGAAAAUCUGUGGACAAAGAGCUACUGAAAUGUCGCAGACAAGUAGGUUUUACUGAGACGUAUACAGAAGCAGACAGUCCAGUUUCUCAGUCGGAGUCUGAAUCGGAGCCAGGAGAAAUACAGGAAUACGACAUUGAUAAUGAAGAGAGAAAACAGAUUGUAGAUAUCCUAUGGAGCGAUCCCAUGGCCCAAGAAGGCUGCAAAUCGAACACUGUUCGUGGAGGCGGAUGUUACUUUGGCCCUGAUGUGACAGAAAAAAUCCUACAAAAACAUGGGUUACAAAUGCUAAUCCGUUCUCAUGAGUGUAAGCAAGAAGGAUAUGAGUUUUGCCACAAUGGAAAGGUACUGACAAUAUUCUCUGCAUCAAACUAUUAUGAAAUUGGCAGUAAUAAAGGGGCCUAUGUAAAACUGGGGCCUGACCUAGUCCCACAUUUUGUGCAAUACCAAGCAAACAAAACCACAAACACUCUGACCAUGAGGCAAAGAAUAAGUACAGUGGAAGAAUCUGCCCUGAGAGCCCUAAGGGAAAAACUAUUUGCUCAUAAAUCAGAUCUAAUUAAUGAAUUCAAACAAUGUGACAAGAAUCGUACAGGAUACAUUACGUUAAAUGACUGGGCGACUGCAUUAGAGUCUAUCUUGAAUUUAGGACUGCCAUGGCGAAUGCUUAGGCCACAACUUGUCCGCAAUGCUACAGAUGGAGUGCUGAGAUACAGGGAAUGGUUUGAUGAACUCGCUGUGUGCCAGCCAAUCCGAGAGAAUUUACAUUCAAGUUUGCUGGAAGCGCUCUAUAGAAACAGAUCAGACUUGGAAACCAUAUUUCGGAUAAUCGAUAGUGACAGCUCUGGGCUCAUUUCCUUUGAGGAGUUUCAACACACUUGGAAACUACUAAGCUCCCACCUAAAUAUAGAAGUGAGUGACGAGGCCAUCUGUAACAUGGCUAGAAGCAUCGACUUUAAUAAAGAUGGCAACAUAGACAUCAAUGAGUUCCUGGAAGCCUUCCGAUUAGUUGACAGACCCCAUAUUGAAGACAAAGAAUUGGAUAUGUAAUGUCAGUUUUUCAACAUUGGGAGCAGAUAAAGGCUCAUACACAGAUGGACAUAGUUAUACAGACUAUUCUUUCAUUCUAAAUUAGGUCAACUCAGUGGCACUUCUGCAGGGUGUUUCCAGUUAUGAAUCCUCUGCGACUGGUUCCAAGAUUUUCAGCAUUGUAUGUAAUCAGGAAUUCAACACCGCAUGGAUCCCUUUUGAAAGAUGGUAUAACAGCCUAAUAUCAUGUGUCCGCAUAUUUGUGCUUCAGCUUAAUAUGUAAAUAUACAAACUACACCAUGUACACAAAUACUGUAUAUUAAUAUAGGCUAUACAUACAUAUAUGAAUAGAAAAAGGAGUAUUCUUCCAUUUGUUGGAUAGAGAUGCAUUUUUGACAGCGAAUCAGGAUUCUGAAUCACACAAGAACAUGAAUAUGUACAGAAUCAUCUUCAAAUUGAACAAUCUCAUAUUAUGAAAAACAACUAUCUUUGACAAGAAAGAAAGAAAGAAAGAAACCUAGUGACUGAAGGACAAACUCUCACACAAAAAGGUUUUUUAAACUUAAAUAUAAUGUCCACAUAUCCAGUACUAGAAAAAAAAGUAAUUUGUAUUCAUAAUUGUUUUGUAUUUUUAAUGUGCUUUAUUGCAUUUGAUGAACAAA
Pseudophryne corroboree (corroboree frog) is the source of this 2975-nucleotide messenger RNA. RefSeq names its product protein phosphatase with EF-hand domain 2 (gene PPEF2). Gene Ontology annotation, molecular function: Hsp90 protein binding; phosphoprotein phosphatase activity; calcium ion binding. The coding region runs from base 1 to 2334 and encodes 777 amino acids. The record is from RefSeq and is a predicted model, not a curated record. Gene Ontology annotation, biological process: negative regulation of MAPK cascade; detection of stimulus involved in sensory perception. NCBI's taxonomy places the organism in Eukaryota, Metazoa, Chordata, Amphibia, Anura, Myobatrachidae. The transcript is spliced from 18 exons.